AUGGGGAUGGAUGAGCUUAGUGAAGACGAUAAGUUGACAGUCCUCUAUGCCCAUAAAAUUCAACAUUUCUUGAGCCAGCCGUUCCAUGUUGCAGAGGUUUUCACUGGUGCCCCUGGAAAAUACGUGGAAUUGAAAGAAAGCAUUAUCAGCUUCCAGGUUCACAAGCGGAUUAUUGAUGGUUUGGAUGUUGAUUCUUCUCAUGCUCCAUCGGGCAUGGGUGGCAAAGUCUCCACAAGGCUGCUGGUGGCAGCUUCACAGGCAGGAAGCUUGAUUGGAAAACAAGGAGGAACUGUUAAAUCUAUUCAAGAAUCAUCUAACUGCAUAGUUAGAGUUCUUGGAGCAGGAGGUCAUAUUUAUAAUACAACGAAACCUGAAGGGGCAAGUAAAUAA
This is a messenger RNA of Prunus armeniaca (apricot), 390 nucleotides long. Lineage: Eukaryota; Viridiplantae; Streptophyta; Magnoliopsida; Rosales; Rosaceae. The record is from the annotation of a GenBank genome assembly.